Canariomyces notabilis is the source of this 2061-nucleotide messenger RNA. Its product is annotated as kinase-like protein. Lineage: Eukaryota; Fungi; Ascomycota; Sordariomycetes; Sordariales; Chaetomiaceae. The record is from RefSeq and is a predicted model, not a curated record. Gene Ontology annotation, biological process: protein phosphorylation. The transcript has a single exon. Gene Ontology annotation, molecular function: ATP binding; protein kinase activity. Bases 1 to 2061 code for a protein of 686 amino acids.
AUGGAAUGCCUCCGAGACAACUUCCACCAUGGAGUCAUUCUUGGUGGUCGGUAUCAGACCAUCUCGCCUCUUAAUCAUGGUUCAUUUGGCAUGGUCUUCAUGGCCCAGGAUCUCUCGACGAAUCAGACAGUCGCCGUCAAGUGUUUGACGAAGAAGUCAGCCGCGAACGACCCCGGCUUCGAAUUUGCCAUCGACGACAAGUCCGAGGAGCUUAUCCUCCACGGCCGGCUUGGCUCGCAUCCGAACAUUGUGAACCUCAUUGAUUCGUUUGAGACAGACGCUCAUGUUUACCUGGUACUGGAGUUCUGCCCGCGCGGCGACCUUUAUGAGGCGAUCCGGAUGGGACAUGGCCCCUUGGAGACUGAGCACGUGAGGCGUUUCAUGCUAGAACUCGUCGACGCUGUUGCCUACAUCCACUCCAAGGGCAUCUAUCAUCGCGACAUCAAGCCUGAGAACAUCUUCCUCACCCAGUCUGGCUCCAUGAAACUGGGCGAUUUUGGGCUGGCGACCACCGAGGAGUGGACCUAUGAGACGACAGUUGGAAGCGAUCGUUACAUGUCGCCGGAGCAGUAUGACUCAGCCGGUGCCGGAUACUCGCCCGCUCAAGCUGACAUCUGGGCCAUCGGCAUCUGCCUCCUCAACGUGCUGUUCUCGCGGAACCCGUUCACGACCCCCACCGAGGCCGAUCCCCUGUUCCUUGAUUUCUCUCGCGACAAGCAGUCCUUGUUCGAUGUGUUCCCUUCCAUGUCUCAGGACACCUUUGAGGUCAUCGUGCACUGCAUGAGCCUGGACCCGAGGAAACGGUCUCUUUCCAAGGUCCGUGAGGCCCUGCUUCGCGUCGUCAGUUUCACUACGCUCGACGAGGCCCUCGACGAUUUCUGCUCCGCCGACCGUCGUGUUAUUCCCAGCUCCAACCGCGAACCGCUGCGUACCCCAUCCAUCCAGAGCCCUCAGGCUGAUAACGGUGCUUUCCCUUGGGCGAAGGCCUUGCAUGCCACCCCGCCAAAGCCUAUCCGGCAGCUCAGUAUCAUCCCAGACGACGAGAUCUACGAGGAAGACUUGUUCUCCAAAUCUGGGACGACAAACGAUUGGAUGUCGGGCAUUGGACAAACUCCUUCCAUGUCGUCAUACGUGGACUCGAGCCUCGGGGUUUCCAUGCAGUCUCUUACGGUGCCCGAAGACUUCCAGCCCAAGCUGCCCGCCAAGGCUACGGCGAAAGCCGUCCCGAUGGCGGCUUCACUGCCCAUCGCCAUGUCCAGGAACCGCAAUCAGUCUGCCAUGUCCCUGAUCUUCGGGCGUAAGGACACGGUAUCCAAGAGCUGGAGCGACUUGUGGGAAGAGGAUUUCGAGGAGCAAGAGCAGGCUCGCCAACUGCAGGCCCUAAAAGAAAUGAACUCGAGAACUUGGAGCCAUGAGAGCAAGCACGAGUCCUCGGCAGCGGUCGACGAUGAAAACACGCCGCGCGCUGGCUUGUCCCCUGCAACCAAAACCGCCAGUCUUGUCCAUGAUGCGAAUAGGAUUGAUUCCAUUGAUGCAGCGCUUGAGCAGAGACGAGGCGGAACCGUCGAGGACGAAGAUCCCGAGACCGAUGGCUUGUUUUUCUGGGAGGCGCCACCAGUCAAGGAAGAACCUCAGCUUCCGACUCGUCACUCCCCGCUUCCAAAGCGGAAUGACAUGGAUAAGUGGGCAGCUCUCGGUGAGCGUCGGCGAGCAUACACUGGUAGCUCGCCGUCAAAGGUGCCUUCUCUCCCUCUCCGGUCGGGCCGCCAGCUUGGGGCUGGCUUCCCCGCUAGUUCCCCUGGCAAGGGACACGGCGUCUUUGAUGUCUACAACGACUCUCACCACACUUCUUCUGGGAACCACUCUGCUCAUCACAAUCAUCAUCACGGAUCCCACCAGGGUAGGUGGAGCAAUCAAGGCAAUUGGGAGCGCGCCAAGGAGUGUCCUCGCAGCAAGGGCCGCGAUCGAGACUGGAAUUGGAAUUUUGAUUGGCGCCGGGAAAGGCGUAACGCCUUCCACGUCGAGUGGGUUGGUGGCUGGCAAGAAGCAGCUCGCUCAUGA